GUCGCUCAAAUUAUACGUCAUCACGCUCAGCUGACUGCUCCCCGCGUCCACGAGUCGACUGAACCUGUCGGAACAGAAGCAGAAACGUUAGAAAAUGUUUCAGGUCUGAUUUUAUUUUCUUCUCACCUGGUGUGUGAGCGCGUGAGGGCUGACGUCACGUCUCUUUAUCGACGCUCGGCCGCCAUGUUGAGCCGCAGACAUGCGGCGCACUAGUUUCUCUGUUUUGCUGUUUCUGCUAAACUUAAGCGAAACUUCCGCAGCUUCAUACGUCGUCAGGGUGGAUGUGCAGCGAGCAGCGGGAGAGCUGAGGCACUUCUGGAGGAGCACCGGGUUCUGCCCCCCCCUCCCUCACACACAGGCCCACCUGUUUGACCUGAGCGUAGACCAGCAGCUGAACCUGGCCUACGUGGGCUCCGUCCCCCAUGGAGGGAUCCAGCAGGUCCGGAUCCACUGGAUGUUGGAGCUGGUCACCGCACAAGAUGUGGGUGGACGACCUCAGUACGACUUCACUAAACUGGACCAGCUGAUCGAUCUCCUGUGGAUUAACGGCCUCCGACCAGGUUUUGAACUGAUGGGCAGCGUCUCAAACUACUUCACCGACUUCGAGGACAAAUCUCAAGUGAUGGAGUGGAGAAAUCUGGUUUAUCUGGUGGCCAAGAGGAACAUCGAUAAGUUCGGCCUGGAAAGUGUUUCUCAGUGGAACUUUGAGACGUGGAACGAGCCGAACAACCACGACUUCGAUAACGUCAGCGUGUCGAUUCAAGGGUUUCUGAACUACUAUGACGCGUGUUCAGAGGGUCUUCGUGCUGCCAGCAGCCUCCUGAGGUUCGGAGGUCCGGGAGACUCGUGUCACUCUCCUCCUCACUCACCGUACUGCUGGGCCAUGCUGCAGCACUGCUACAACGGCACCAACGUCUUCACCGGAGAGACCGGGGUCAGGAUCGACUACCUCGCCCUGCACAAGAAGGGAGGAGGCUUGUCCUUGCCCAUCCUCCAGCAGGAGGUCCAGACCAUGAGGGAGAUCCAGGAGCGGUUCCCCCGGUUCAGGAGCCUCCCGGUGUUCAACGAUGAGGCCGACCCGCUGGUGGGCUGGUCCAGGCCUCAGGAGUGGAGGGCUGAUGUGACCUACGCUGCGAUGGUGGUGAAGGUGAUCCAGCAGCACCAGGACCUCCUGCUGGCAGACCCGAACAGCACCAUCAACUACACCCUGCUGAGCAACGACAACGCCUUCCUCAGCUUCCACCCGCACCAGUUCACCCAGCGCACACUGACCGCCCGCUUCCAGGUCAACAACACCGAGCCGCCUCACGUGCAGCUCAUCAGGAAGCCCGUCCUCACCGUCAUGGGCCUGCUGGCUCUGCUAGGAGAGACUCAGGUUCUGGCUCAGGUCCAGAGCUCAGCAGGAACCAACGACAGCACCGUGGGAGUUCUGGCCAGCAGCCACAAACCAGAAUCCCCCGGCGGCUCCGACAGCUGGCAGGCAGCGGUGCUGGUCUACAACAGUGACGACAACAGCACCUCCACCAGCACCGAUGAUGUCACCGUGUCUCUGAACGGACUGGCGGCACACGAGGGUCUGGUGUCUGUUGUGUAUUACAUCGACAACAACGUGACGAACCCGUACCAGCUGUGGCAGACGAUGGGCAGCCCCGACUUCCCCACAGCUCAGCAGUUCAGACGCCUCAGGAGCGUGCAGGAGCCUCGUGUGGACGGACCGUGGGAAGUCCCUGCAGGAGACACUCUGACUCUGAGAGCCAAACUGUCUCUGCCCUCCGUCCUCCUCGUCCAUGUGUGUGCUCGGCCCAAAGCAGCGCCGGACCAGGUCAAUGGAUUACGCUUCAUCAGGAUCACCAAAGGACAAGUUCUGGUCGUCUGGUCGGACCGCUGUGUCGACUCCAAAUGCAUCAAAAUGUUCGAGGUGGAAUUCUCCUCAGACCAGACGGAGUUCAGCAGAAUUAAUCCUCAGGACACCAUCUUCACUUCUUAUGUUCAUUCACCAGUGGACCAGGAGGUCGGAGGUCAGUACAGAGUUCGGGCUGUGGACUACUGGGGGCGUCCCGGGUCGUACUCACUGCCAGAGACGUACUCAGAGGAUCAAUAGACCGAUCGAUCAUCACAUCAGGUGUUUUGUUCAACUUGAAUAGAUUUUAUAGAGUCACGUUCUGAUCGCAUGUGUGAUACUGAUGCUGUGAUGACAGUGAAACAGACGUUACAUUUCACAGGCUGAGUCAUUCGUUUGUUUUUGCUCAUCUUCAACAGAAUAUUGUGAUUGAAUAUAAUAAUCAUGAUGUUAAAUUCAUUCAUUUCUGAUGCGGCUGGAGAUUUAUUAACUUACAGGAGAGAAGUGGCUGCUGGCAGCAUCAAGACGUUUUCAUCAUCUCUGUAAUAAUGAACAGGAUGGCUGUGAUCGUAAAACAGGAUUAAAACACGUCUGGUACUUUAGUUUUUAAUCAUUUAACAGCUCACUGGUGCAGGAGAUAAUAUGUCAGUAACAAUGUGUGUAUGAUGCAUUUGCAUACACACAUAAAACUUCUUCUUUUAUAAACUUCAUGUCUGAGUUGAUCAGCGACGUCGGUCUCAGAAAAGUCAGCAGUGUUUUUAUUGUGUGAGGGAAGCAAACAUCUGGAGCUGCCGUCAUCAUUUCACUGGUUUGCUCUUAAAUGAUUUUAUAACUAUGACGCUAAAAUCUUCUGGCAGAUAUUUAGCAGCUUCAUAACAAACACAGGAUGCAAACAUCUGACUUUUUGUAAUCGAAUGUCAAAUACGGUCUGAAAAAUCUACCAAGAAAAUGAAAAUGUGCAGAAAACAUCAUGAACUGAUUUCACUGUUACGAUCAGACAAACAAAUCUAAUGGAUCCAUUUUAUCUGUAAUCUGAUUUUAGAUUUUUAAUAUUCUAUUUUUUAUACUUGACUUGAAUGUGUUUUAUGUGUUUGCAUCAGUAAAACUUUGAUCACUAA
Molecule: messenger RNA, 2958 nt
Organism: Acanthopagrus latus (yellowfin seabream)
Lineage: Eukaryota; Metazoa; Chordata; Actinopteri; Spariformes; Sparidae
Gene: idua
Product: alpha-L-iduronidase
Exons: 14
Coding region: 200-2101 (633 amino acids)
Biological process (GO): carbohydrate metabolic process
Molecular function (GO): L-iduronidase activity
Source: RefSeq, a predicted model, not a curated record